GGAAGGGGCAUGCACAAUCCUCAUUCCAUCAAAUCUCAUUCAUUCAUUCGCCCAAAAUGAAAUUCUCCGAAUUCCUCUCCGACUGCUGCUCCGUGUGCUUAAGUUGUAUACCCUGCUGCACGGUGUGCGGACACUCGGCCGCGGGCCGGAUAUGCUGUGAGUCAUGACGUCCACGUUAGCUGGGCCAUUUCCGAGGGAGAACACCCAGGCCCGUGCAUCCAGCGCAAGGACGAGGAUGAUGACGAUAGCGACGACGACGAGGACGCGAGCGGGGGUCGGAAUCCCAGCCAGAUACGCAUGGAUCCAGUGCAUCCGGGUCAGCCCGCGCCGUUGCAGCCGAUGCACGUCGACGAACAGCGAAGAUGACGACGACGACGCCACCGCGUGUUUGUCCAGAUAGGCUUUCCAUCGGCGCGGCGUUCUCGGGGAAGGCC
Messenger RNA from Mycena citricolor, 434 nucleotides. The record is from the annotation of a GenBank genome assembly. Lineage: Eukaryota; Fungi; Basidiomycota; Agaricomycetes; Agaricales; Mycenaceae.